AUGAACAGAAUCUUCGGAACGACGAACAAGAAGCCCAAACCAACGCUUCAAGAUGCCAUCGCAGCGACUGACACUCGCAUUGCGGGAAUCGAGGUCAAAGUUAAGAAACUCGACGGGGAGCUCUCGAGGUAUAAAGAGCAGAUGGCAAAAAUGAAGAGCGGGCCUGGGAAGACAGCCAUCCAAAACCGUGCUCUUCAGACUCUCAAGCAGAAACGAAUGUACGAAUCUCAGCUUGCUGGUCUGCAGCAACAAACUUUCAAUAUGGAGUCGGCCGCGAUGACCACCGACAACCUACGGAAUACGAUGGCCACCGUCGAUGCAAUGCAAACAGCCAACAAAGAGCUGAGGCGUCAGUACGGCAAGGUCGAUAUCGAUAAAAUUGAGAGUGUUCAUUAUGAUAUGGAGGAUCUUCUUGAACAAGCCAACGAAAUUCAAGAGAUGAUGGGUCGCUCUUAUGGGGUUCCCGAAGAGGUCGAUGAGGCAGAGCUGGAAGCGGAACUGGAAGCACUGUCGGCUCAGCUGGAAGAGGACGAGACCCCGUCGUACCUACAGGACGUGGGCCGCGCCCCAGACUUCGUCGAUGAAACACCAGUCGAGGAAUCUGUGACACCUGCCAAACCAGAAGCAGCCAAAACAACAGCGUAUUCUGCCUCAUAG
This is a messenger RNA of Rhizoctonia solani, 657 nucleotides long. Its product is annotated as charged multivesicular body protein 5. Gene Ontology annotation, biological process: vesicle budding from membrane; late endosome to vacuole transport via multivesicular body sorting pathway. The record is from RefSeq and is a predicted model, not a curated record. The transcript is spliced from 5 exons. Gene Ontology annotation, cellular component: multivesicular body. NCBI's taxonomy places the organism in Eukaryota, Fungi, Basidiomycota, Agaricomycetes, Cantharellales, Ceratobasidiaceae. Bases 1 to 657 code for a protein of 218 amino acids.